Acanthocheilonema viteae is the source of this 4074-nucleotide messenger RNA. The record is from the annotation of a GenBank genome assembly. Lineage: Eukaryota; Metazoa; Nematoda; Chromadorea; Rhabditida; Onchocercidae.
AUGGAUUUGGACUUUCGGAAAGAUCAAAAAGGUCAUUUCGAAUUAAAAGAUCGUGAUAGAUAGCAGCAAUGGGAGAAUCAGAAGCGAAUGUUGGAAGCGAAGCAACCAAUCGAUGUUCAGAUGCUACAGGGCGAAAAACGGGAACUAACCAUGCAGUUGGAUCGGGAACAGGCCGAGAAACAAGAGCUUUUUGUGCAGAUCAAUAGUUUAAUAGCACAGUUAGCAGAUGCAAAUCGAGAUACUUUAAACCAUCAGGAAUGUAAUGUGUUGAAGGAUGAGAAUGAAAAGUUAAAGAAACAAAUUGGUGAUAUCCUAGAUAUCCAAUCGCAACUGAAUACAGACGUGCACAACUUGCAAGAAGAAGUGCGAUGUAAGAAUCAAGAAGUAGAAAAUGCUCAGGAUGAAUCAAAAAGGCUUCGUUUGAUUAUGAACAACGAGAAGGUUAAACUGGAGAGUAAUAUUGAGGAGUUGCAGCGCGAUUUACAGAUGAAAUCAGCUGCAUUGCAAAGCUUAAUACUUGCCAAACAGGAUGUCAAGACGAAUGAAGCAGAUUCAGCAAUGAUAACUCAAUUAACAGUGGAAAAUGAGGAAAUGCGGGGUCAGAUUGAUGAGAUCAGAAAUGAAGUUAAGAAACGCGAUUCCGAAAUUGAGGAGAUGAAAUUAGAGAAUGAAAAAAAACUUGGAGCUCUUCAAAGCGAGUUGGAAUCAGUGCGAGAAACUCUAAAAAAGAAAGAAACAGAAUUGUCCAAACAAAGUGAUGAAAUUGAGAAGUUGCAAGGCGAAUUGAAUUCCGCAUUAGAAAAUAUGCAGAAGAAGGAAGCUGAAUUAUCAAUCAUGCGAAACAAUGAAGUAAAUGAAAUCUCACAACUGCAAGAGACUUUGGAGAAAUAUAAAUUGGAUGCAGAAAAAAUAAGUGAACGGCUGGAGGAAAGCCAAAAAAAUUUGGCAGAAUGUGAGAAAAAAUAUGAUAUUUUGAAAAAUGAUUCCGAAGCAAAACUUACACGGGAAAGCGAUACUUUAACGGAUGCUAGAAAGAAAUUUGAAGAAGAAAUGAGAUUACAGGAAGCGAAAUUUAAUAAUUUGAAACAGAGUUUAAAAUUGGAGGAAAUGCGAACACAAGAAGCAGAACAGGGAGCAAAAAGUUACCAGUUACAAAUUACUGAUCUCGAAGAGGAAUUAAAAGUCUUGAGGAUACAAACUGAGAAACAGCGUAAUGUUAAUGAACAGAUGCACUUGCUGCGCGAAGAAUUGAAACAGGCGAAAUAUAAAAUAGCUGCUCAGGCUGCGGAUCUGGAAAAAGCUGAAACAGAUGCUGAUGUGGAUUGGUAUGAUUUAGCUUCAUUGAAGCUGAGUUCGAUUGAGGAAGCGGAACGUUCCAGUCGGGAAACUAUUGAAGAGCUGGAAGAAGAAAUUCGUUCUCUUCAAGAGAGGUUGAAAAUUCUAGAAAUAGAUGAAGAGAAACAAAGCAAGCAUUUGUUAAUGGUUGAGGAGGAAAUGAGGAAGAAUCGAGAAACUAGCGAGAAAUACGAAAAGAAAUGUGAAAUGCUGACGAAGGAACUUGAGGAAGUUCGCUCUGCGUUUGCUGACGCUAAUAGAAUCCUAGAAACAUUCAAAGCUGAAAAUGAGAAGUUGCUGACGAAAGCAAGCUUGGAAGAUGAAGUACUCACCUUAGCUACCUCAUUGCAGUCAGCUCGCGAUGAGAUUAGUAUAAAGCAUGAUGAAAUCGCAAAACUUCGGAAGGAAUUGCGUGAAGUACAUGAAGAAAAUCAACGUCUGUUGAUGGAUAUUGAUAUACAAACUCAGGCAUUGCAGCAGGAUGCCCAACUGGCUAGGUCUGAACGGGAUGAAAUGAAAAAAGAAAUGGAAAAAUGUAAGCAGCAGAAAGAUAGCCUCGUUUUGGUUGAACUUAAGAAUGAAAUCUCAAAGCUUGAAGAACAAGCGAUUGAAAAGGAAAAAAUGUUCUCAUCGCUACGAAGUGAUUUGGAAUCGAAACAUCAAAAAAUGUUGAUUGAAGCAAAGCAACAUUAUGAGCAACAGAUUAGUAAAUUAAAUGAAGAAAUGGAAGAACUAAAAACUUCUGAAAGUGAAAAAAUUGAAGAACUCAAUGCUCUAAUGACGAAUCUGAGGAAAGAGUUAGCUGUCAAGGGCGGCAGUGUUGUAUCUUUCAGAAUUGAUCAACCUCAAAGCAGAGAGGCACAAAAUCUGGAUUUGAGUCCAAGAUCUGAUUUCGAAGAGAAAUUGGCUACUUUAAAAGAAUGCAUAGCUGAUGUACUUGAGGAAAAAUUCGUACAUGGUGAUUGUCAGCCAGUAAUGGUCAGCAGAGCUACUCAAACAAGAGUGGAAAUGGAAGAGGGAAGACACAUAAUUUCCGUGAAUAACGAUGAUGAAGAAUCUCUGAAACAUAGGGAUAGAAAUGGGCUGUUAUUAAAACGGGAAAUUGAAAAUUUCGAGUGUAAUCAUGCAAAUACCAACGAACAACUUUGGAAAUCCAAAUCUAGUAGUGAAGUUUGGAGUCUAAGAGCCGAGUUAGCUUUUCUGAAAAAACAAAUAAAAGAUGAGGAAAUGGACAGAAAGUGCCUUCAGAAACACAUUCAGGUACUUCAGGCCACUAUUCAGGAAAAUAAAGAAAUUUUAGAUUUGAUUAAAGAAACGGAAAAGGAUAUGAAAAGUGAUAAACUUGAAGCUCAAAAACGUUUGGAUCCAUUUGAGGAACAGAUUAAAAAGCUAAAAACGGAAUUAGCAAGUGUUCAAGAAUGUCGGGAGCAAUAUAAGCGAGAAGUUGAAGAGAGAGAUUUAGAUAUUGCUAGUUUGAAAAAAGAUAUUGAAAAUUUAACUAGCGAUAUAAGAUCUUGCAAAACACGUCUUCAAGAAAGCAGUCGUCUGGAAGAACGAAACAGAGUGAUCGAGUUUGAAAAUAAAGGCCUUCUCGAUGAAUGUUUAUCAUUGAAGACGAAUUUAACGAAAUUAAAAGAGCAACUUGUCGAAAUGGAAAAUGAAAACAUGAAAAAACAUGCUGAAGUGAAUGAUCUUAAUCAACAACUGGAUAAAACUCGUCAGGCCUAUGAACUCUCAGGAGCAGAAAUGGAUCGAUUACGCGAGCAGUCUGAAAAUUUGUCAAAGGAGGUGAACCAUUUGAGAAAUUUCCUAAAUAUUGCUAAUACUGAGAAAGAACAGCUGAAAAUGGAAGCACUCGAACAACUAAAGGAAAUGGAACGGCUUUCAUGUGAACGGAUGGAGCUAGAAGUAACUCGACAACAGCUAGAUGAAGCGAUAGCGGAAGGUGAGCGUCAAGCUCAGGAAUUAGCAAAAUUAAAAGUUCAAACUAAGGGUGAUGAAGACUUGGAAAAAGAUCGGCAACAUGAGCUCUAUGAUUUGCGCCAACAAAUUCAGACCAUCGAGGAAAAAUGGAAACUGGAAUCCAAGGAAAGAGAAACAAAUGCGCAAGUUGCGAAAGAAGAAUUUGAAAAACUAACUAAAAUAAAUGAAACAUUCAAUGAAAACAUUAAAAGACUCACUAAUGAACUGGUAGUUGAACGAAAACGGAUCAUCGAUUUAGGUCUCGAAAAAGUGCAUCUUUUGAGUGAAAUUAAACAGCUCAAAAAUGAACUUGACACAUUGAAGACAAAAAACAUAUUGGAAAAGGAAUCGUUGGAAGCGGAAAGGGAGGAGGAAAAUCAAGAAGAAUUGAGAAAGCUUACGGAAGAUUUCGAGAGACGGUUGCAGCAGUGUGACAGUGAGUGGACAGUAAGGUCGAACAACCAAACGGAAAUAUUGAAACGAGAAAUGAAGUGGAUGAAGGAUGAAAAUGAAAAAUUACGAAGCCAAAACGAAAGGUUACGAAAGGAAAUAGAUGAGAUACAACGAGAACUGAAAAAGAGCAAGCAAAUAUUGGAACAAUUGGAUGUUGAGGAAAAGUUAAACGAAUCCGAGAGUAAUUUAACCAGAUUAGAAGCAGCAUGCAAUACUCCUACACCACCACCUCGCAAAAGGAUUGGAAGUGAAAUAACCGAUGGAGUGUUGCAGAUAUCGUUGACGGAAGAAAAUAAGAAAUUGAAGAAAGAUGUGGAAAUGUAA